AAGUGAAGUUAUGAAUAGCAUUCUAUUCUUUGUUUAUUGUGAUCAUUAUUUUCUUUACAAUUACUUUGAUAGAGGCAACAAAAGGAAGGAUAAGGAAUCAGGAUUGAUCAUCGAUGGAGACAGAUAUUGUAGUUGGGGGUUCCCAUCCCUUCAAAAUUGAAAAGGAGCAUGAGACGUCAUCUCAUACAGAACUAAAGACGGAAGAAAAGCGCAGGAUCCCCAAGAUAUUGGCUCCAAAGAUUAAUUUAGAUGAGAUGAAGAAGACUUCUCCAUUGGUUGUCGUGACACCUACAGGGCGAGGGAGACUGCAGAGACAAUCAAGUGUAAAGUUAAACUGCCUGUGUUCGCCUACCACACACGUCGGAUCCUUUAGGUGCCGACAUCACAGAACUUCCAGUCUUAGUCACUCUGGUGGCUCUGUUGGCUCCAACCUUUCCGAGUUAGCUGCAAAAUCGGGUGGUUCAAUCGGCAACUCACUACAUGCUCAGUAGGGCCAAACUACUGUUGGAAAGGGUUUUAACCUUCCUUCCCUUUUAGUUCCAUGAUUGUCAAGGAUGAUGGAUUUGAUUAUUGUACGCAUUGUAAUUGUACUUAUAUGUGUCAAGGGUUUGAGAAGUUUUAUCUUG
This is a messenger RNA of Telopea speciosissima, 626 nucleotides long. RefSeq lists its product as uncharacterized. The record is from RefSeq and is a predicted model, not a curated record. Bases 114 to 491 code for a protein of 125 amino acids. Lineage: Eukaryota; Viridiplantae; Streptophyta; Magnoliopsida; Proteales; Proteaceae. The transcript is spliced from 2 exons.